UAGCUCCAGCUAACACUGUUAGCUAAAGUCAGAACCACUGCAGCUGAAGUCAACACUUCCGGAGAGAAAAUGAUCAACUACAAGGCUUUGGACAAUGUCCCCAUGCUCCUGUACAUCCUGGCCCUUAAGACACUGUUGCUGUGUUUGGCGUUCGCCGGGGUGAAGAUCUACCAGGGCAAGAAAAUCGAGGCGGCCCUUAAAAGGGAACAGGCAGAGAAGAUGAGGCUGGCCCAACAGACGCAAAGGCUUAUUGACGGCUUGAAGGAAGACUGAGCAGAGGAGGGAAGCUGCCGAACACAGGGAAACAUUUUACCAACCAGAGUAUCCAAUCACCAAAAUGAGCCAGACAUCUGACUGUCGGCAGUAGGGAGGGCGUUUCUGUCCUCCCGGAUGUUGUUCGAGGUUUGAGUACCGGGACAGAUCACCACGUCAGUUUUAUAUAAUACCUUGUUUUAAUAAGAUAACGUUACUGUGGAAUCUGAAAUGAGAUGGAGAGGAGACUUUUAUUUAUUUAUUUAUUUUCAGUGAACAUCACCCCAGUAAAAGAAAAACACAAGCAUCAGCAUCAACUUGUCAUUUACUCCAGAUUCAGACUCAGUUUCACCAAACAUCAUCUCCUCUUCUUGUACGAAGGUGUUUGCGGUGGCUGCGGCUGGAAAGGGUGAUGCGUUCUUCGACAAAGCCAAGACUCAGACAGGGCUCAGCAGUGCAGGUCUACAGAGCAGUUUGUGAUUGGACUGCCAUCAAGUGAAUGUGUGGUCUAUGAAAUCAUAAAUGAAGGGGUUAAACAUUCAAUGCACUGAUGGGAAAGACUCAAAGCUGAAGUUAGCUGGUCGCCAAGCUUUGUAAAAAUACCUGCCAUCAUUCUGCACUAUGGCAUUUACCUUGCUAGAACACACAUUAGGCAUUUCUUUGUUGUGUGUGUGUGUGUAUAAGGGAUGUUGCCAUACGAUAGUCAUACAUUUUAUAAAUUGAUUAUUGAUAUCAUGUUAGAAAUACACAUUUGUAGUAGGUGUUGGUAUUUCAUGUGUAAUUUAUUUGUAAAAAAAGACAAAUGCACAAUAAACAAUGUUAAAUACAUGAAAUUGACUGUUAGCUGUUAUAACCUCAGAGCCGCCCUCCUAUCUAUACAAGCUAGUUUGUCCUAUCUAUUUUAAUAAGUUACUUGCCUUUUUAUAUUUGCACAUGGAGCUGGGAGAAAAGCAAUUUCGUUACGCUGCUAACUUUUCAUUGUUUGGUCUGAAAGACAAUAAAGUUCACUUGACUUUGA
Molecule: messenger RNA, 1270 nt
Organism: Limanda limanda (common dab)
Lineage: Eukaryota; Metazoa; Chordata; Actinopteri; Pleuronectiformes; Pleuronectidae
Product: small integral membrane protein 11-like
Exons: 3
Coding region: 70-273 (67 amino acids)
Source: RefSeq, a predicted model, not a curated record